Molecule: messenger RNA, 1802 nt
Organism: Rhagoletis pomonella (apple maggot)
Lineage: Eukaryota; Metazoa; Arthropoda; Insecta; Diptera; Tephritidae
Product: PR domain zinc finger protein 5-like
Exons: 2
Coding region: 319-1737 (472 amino acids)
Biological process (GO): regulation of transcription by RNA polymerase II
Cellular component (GO): nucleus
Molecular function (GO): DNA-binding transcription factor activity, RNA polymerase II-specific; sequence-specific DNA binding
Source: RefSeq, a predicted model, not a curated record
GUGCAACCCUGCGUGAGUUGAAAGCAAAAGUUGAACGCACAAUUGCCAAGUGCGAACACCUUUUUAGCAAUAGGACUGGUGCUUUUAUAAAUCGAGUUUAAAAUUUUCGAUGCAUCGAAGCAAAACAUCGAUACUUUCUACGCAUCGAUGUUUUUCUGAAAUACCUAAUUCGAUGUAAACAAUACUACAAAAAAAAAAAUUUUAAGCGCCGAGUGCGUCUUAAAAUAGUACAGUGUAUAAAUCUGAAAGAGAAUUCUAAAAAACAUACAUAGAUUCUGGUAUUGCUUGGACUAGGUUCAUUGCUACAUUAAAUUAAACAUGGAUCCUAUAGAGAUUGGAGAUCCAUUUUCCGGCGUGCACAUGCCGAUAGAUUCUACGGAGGUCACCAUAGAAGACAUCAAUCGUUUGGAUGAAGAUUCGAUGGAUGAAAUAGAGGGCGCCGAAGAAGAAUUAUCCCUUAUGGAGAUAGCUAUGGCAAAAGCCAUGGAAAAUGUUAACCCAGUAAUCUUCACACAUUUCCUAUGUCCACGCUGCGGUGAAACAUUUCCAUCAUCUGCCCUUUGGCAACAGCAUUUGCAUAACGUGCACUUCUUCAACAAUUUAAAAAUGCUUCCAGGCACCUUGGACGAAGAUGGAAAAGUUUUUCGGUGCAGAAAGUGUCUAGCCGAAUUCAAUCAACUGGAUUAUAAAAAAAUUUUGCAUCACAGCUUUUCACACAUGAAUUUCAAUGCUUUUUACAAAUGUAGUUUAUGUGAUCAUUUGGAAUGUACAAGCCUCGAAAUGGAUCGCCAUAUUAGGCGGCAUAUGGAAGUACAUAUGCUUAAAGCGAAAAUCAAUGGAAAAAUUGUACGCCCUAAACGGUUUUCAUUGAGCGAGGGCAUAGAUUACGAAAAAUUUUUGCUGUAUAUGUGUCCUGAAUGUCAGUCAACCUUUAGACACCGCGAUACUUGGAUGUGCCACGUAACCGACAAGCAUGCGCUCUUUGCGGAGGACAAACUUAAGUUUAAAACGGCCAAUAUAGACGAAGCCAUUGAGAAGAAAACUUAUCUUUUUACCACUUGCGAAGUAUGUGCUACCACUUUAUCUGGUAACAACUUGGAAGAAUGUCAGCGAAAACACUAUCUGACACAUCUACGUAGCAGAGCUUUCCGUUGUGGAAUUUGCAAUCUUCACUUUAAUUAUUCCAACGAAAUUAAGAUGCAUAUGUUGCUGCUGCACUGUAAAAAUGCAGCAACCUACGAGGAGGCCAUACUACCGGCAAAUUUGCGCCCAAAGAAUGCAAAAUUUGAUAUGACCAUUAACAUUACGGAUGCUCGGGCCAAAUUUCUACCACACAUGGAAUUCAAUUGCCCGAUUUGUGGAGUAAAAUUUGGAAGUCCGGAAGGCUGGCGUUUACAUAUCAAUGAAAAUCAUGACUUCUUUAGAGGACCACAAAUGGCAUUAAUCAUAGCCAAUUUCGGCGCAUCGGCCGACACAAAUCGGAGCUGCAAAAAACGACGCCUACGACCAUACUGCGUUCUUUGUGAUCGCGUAUUAGAUGGAUGCACGAAUUAUCAGCUCUUGUGGGAUGAACAAUUACGUCAUACACCUUAUCGCGCCUACAGUUGCCUCAUUUGUAAAGAACAGUUUUAUUCCAUACGAAUUUUGUUGAAGCAUUUUUAUUCUCUGCAUAGAAAUACGGAUGGUACUAUUAAUACUGUAGCAAAACAACGUCGAAACAAUGCGAAGGAGCCAUGAUUAAAAUAGAUACAAUUAUUUUCUAGAAUAUGAUUUAAUAAAUACUGCUAUUUACAUUCAUUCAA